Strigops habroptila (Kakapo) is the source of this 9126-nucleotide messenger RNA. RefSeq names its product transmembrane protein 144 (gene TMEM144). Gene Ontology annotation, cellular component: membrane. Lineage: Eukaryota; Metazoa; Chordata; Aves; Psittaciformes; Psittacidae. Gene Ontology annotation, molecular function: carbohydrate transmembrane transporter activity. Gene Ontology annotation, biological process: carbohydrate transmembrane transport. Bases 3265 to 4338 code for a protein of 357 amino acids. The record is from RefSeq and is a predicted model, not a curated record. The transcript has 12 exons.
GCCUUCCUGCAGUCUGCGGGAGCGGGGCGCCGUGAGACAGGCCGCGGCGGCUAGGGGAAGGUGUCCGGGCUGGGUGGGGGCUUUCAAGUUUGCUGUCGGGGCGCGCUGCCGAGCAGUUGGCCUUCCCAGGAGCUAGCGCUGCCUUCAGCGGCGGCCGCGGCCUGUCCCGCCUGUGUGUCCCGCUGCCAGCCGGGCGUGUUGGCGUCAGUAGAAGCAACAUCCGCCUGUGCCCAGAGCUCGGCUGCGCGGUUUUCCUUGUUGUGUGAAACCCUUUACCCAAAAUACCGCCCAUAGCAUGCCUUUCAAAUGCAUUCAUCUUAGGGAGGCGAAGAAACAUUCCUUGAGUAGCUAGCAAGGGACUGUUGUGAUACCUGAGGAUGUCGCUCUGAGCCAUCUGAGACUGGUGGAAGUCUCCUAAAAUAAGGAUGAAAGUAUCCACCCUUAAUGGCAAAUAGAUGAUAGGAGAAACAUACAAAUAAACAGCAUGACACGCAGCCUCUAAAAAUACCUGUUCAAUUCGUAUAAACAGUUUCUUUGGUAUCUUGACAAUAGCUUGCAUCUGCCUUGAGGUGACAGCUCUCAAGGGCAGACUUCUUGAUUUCGUGCCUAUCUGUGGAGACCGCAGGCAUGUGUUGCUGCGAAUGUUGUAAUUUGUUGUGUCUCUCUGCAAAGGGAGAGCAUGGUGGCAUAUUUCUAAGGAAACGGUGAAAAUACAGAGCACAACCUUCCAGUGAGAUGAACCAGUGAAUUUAAUAGCAUGAGGGCAACAUGUGCCAACCAAAUCAAAUUGUAUUUCCUCUGCAGCUUGAAGUGCCUUUCAGUAAGGGCUACCUAGUGAAAAGAACCCUUCAGCAACAAUUCCAGUUGUUUCUGCUUGAGUUUCGGAUACAACCACUAUGUUGUAGUAUCUUAGCAGCUUCAGGAAAUGCUUCUGGUUUGGCAUUUGGUAGCUGUACCCCUUUGGAGGCAUGUGUGCUGCAAGUCCAUCUGGCAGUAAAAUAGGAUUGAAGGUAAAAGGUUUUCAGCUAACUCUGAAGCUCUGUGAUGUGAAAGGAUGUGCAAAAAAAGUCAAUGCUGUGUGCCAGUUCAUUAUUUGCUCUUGACAUAGGAUCAUACAAUCGAACAAUUCAGCUUGAAUGGGAUCUUUGGAGUUCAUCUAGUUCAACUCCCUGCUCAGAGCAGUGCUAUCAACAAGUUAGAGCAGUUGCUUCAGGCCUUGUUUGGUUAAGCUGUCUCUUGAAAGCUUUAAAAUGGAGUUAAAAGCCGUGUCUGAAAUUUAGCCAGUUUGGAGCUAAGUGGCCCAAACUUUGGAAAGUUACAGAGUUUUAAGUAGUCUGAAUGAAGCAUGCUUUUCUUUGGUUAAUUGGAAGUUGUGAUUCCUUUCCAGUUUUGGUAUCAUGAUUUUGGUUCUCCAGUUGUGCAACAGAUUCAAUGUGCACAAUAUAGAGAUUUUUGGAAGAUAAAAGGCAAGCAGAUAAGUAUGGUGCCCCUCAGCACACAGAUUUUCUCUUAGUAGAUACAAAACUGCAAUAUUUUAAAAGUAACAUUUCCUUGUCAUUAACAAAAAUCAAAAAGGUUGAUAAACCACUUCAAAUUUGAAAGGUUCUUAGUAUCUUGCCUAGCUAAUGACUUAUUUAUUUAAAGGCUAAAGUACUAGUAGAGUCCAGUGUUCAUAAAGAUGCAGCGUAAUCAGAUUUAUUUGUAUGUUCUUAACAGCAUGAAGUUCUUCCCUUACAAAACUUGACUCUUGUGCCUUACUUGUCCUCUAAAUGAAAAUGUAUUCACUCAGUGAAUCAAGGCUGAUGGAAUGAAGGUAGCUGAUGUAAACUGUUAUCUAUCUUAAUCCAUUCCUGUGGUGUCACAGUGUUUCUUAGCCUGUGAAGUCAGUCUUUGAAGAAAUCCCAGCAUCAUUAUUUGCACUGCUUGGUGUCUACAGGUCCCAGAUAAAACAUACUUUAUAGAGGAGCCUUAAACACAGUGAAAACUUCCUGGAGAAGCUUAUAUUCUAAGUAGGCAAGAAAGAUGAAGAGAGAAUGAAAAAAAGAUAAUAAGAUAAAUGAAAAUACCUAUGCUGUUGUACGUUCCAGGAGUGUCUUCUAAAUGUCAUCUGUGUUUUUCUUCAGUACUCAAAAAUAUACUGACAUGCGUUAAGGGAAAAAGUUAUAGAAACUAAAUGGUUAUAUUAGUUAUGGGAUUGCACUUUUCACCUGCUAAUGCAAAUAAUUAAUUUCAGCACACUGAUGGUGUAAGCUGUAGAUAAAAGCACAACGUCAGCAGAUGCACUUCUCAGUGUCCUAAGGACUCCAGAGAAGGUAAGACUGGAGGGUAAAAUAAGAUGAAAGAGUGUACAGCAGCUCAGCUCUUCCUUUUGUGCAGAGAGUGUAGUCACAGCAUCCUUUACAAGGCUUGGCAAAAUUUCUGCCAACCUAUUUCAGUUUUUUUCCUCCAGGCGGUAGCUAGUCCACCUACACUGGGGAAUGUCAAACUACAUUAAGAUGUCAUUUGAGUCAUGUUGUUAUGGUUGUCCUCAGAGUCACCUUUUCUGUCAAAGUCAUAUCCAUAUCGAAAGUACAUAUCUAGUACUUCUGUUAGUGUAACCUCAAGAUGAAUCGCCCACUCAAAAAAAUAAAAGAGGUAUUAUGGGAUUUGAAAAAAUCUUUGCCUUUCUUAUUAUAGUGAUGUGGAAUUAAGAAACUUUAGAGGCAACUUCUCCAUUUGUUCCCCACAAUAAAAAAUGCACCUUAAUUCACGUUUUGUAUCAGCUAGGGUGAUCCCUGUGGUUACGUUAUGAUCCUAUAUUGAUCACACUGUGGUAUCUACAGAAUCUCUGUGCCUGUUCCUGACACCCAGGCAGUGGGGCUGCAUAUUGCUAUAGCUUGUGCCAAUUAAGAUAUUGUCAACCCCUUCUUUUUCACACAUCCCAGUGUGACCCCCCUUUUGGCUACAGGAGUAAGAAAUAUUCUGAUUCCACCUCUCCUUGAAGUGUCAGGCCUCACAAAUUCAAGUCCUCAUAACCUUUUAGUGCAUCUGUACGUUCGUAUUGUAUGUUUUUAGACAUGCUUUUCUGUGAAGCUGAUUAUGAAACACACAAUAGUGAUUUGUGUGUGCGUGCAUCUGUUUUUAAGUUACUUCAUUCACGGUUUAUGGCAGCUUUUCAUAGGAUUUUACGGUAUACUUUCCAGAUCUGCCCAGCUUCUGAGAGAUUGAAUCUGUCAGGACCUGCAGCAAGACAACUCCACAAAAAGAGGCACUUUCAGAACAAAGAUGAACAUUGGGAAAGCUUACAGUACCUUUAACAUCAGCAAUGGAACGGAUCUAGCUAUUGGCUUUACCUCGUCCACAGUAGCUGUCCUUCUAUUUGGGACAAACUUUGUGCCUGUUAAGAAAUUUGAUACUGGUGAUGGCAUGUUUUUCCAAUGGAUUCUCUGUGCCUCUAUAUGGAUAGUUUCUUUGGUGGUCAAUUUAAUCCAGAAUUGCCCCCGCUUUUGGCCUCUGGCUAUGGUUGGGGGUUUUGUGUGGGCUACAGGCAAUGUUACAGUUGUCCCUAUUGUUAAAACUAUUGGCUUAGCUCUUGGUCUUUUGAUAUGGGCUUCUUUUAAUUUGCUGACAGGUUGGGCAAGUUCAAGGUUUGGUUGGUUUGGAAUUGACCCAGAAGAAGUAUCAAGACCAAUCUUAAAUUAUAUUGGAGCUGGGCUUUCACUAUUAAGUGCUGUCAUAUUUCUUUUUAUAAAAACUGAAGUCCAGAGUUCUUCAACUUCAUUAGAAAGCACGCCUUUACUCAGAGAAAGUUCCAUUAAUGUUUCUGAAGAUACCUCUGAUGAUUCGUGGGUGAACAGACUUUCUCCAGCAAAAAAGAGACUCAUAGGAUGUAGCCUAGCUGUAGUAGCUGGAAUACUCUACGGUUCCAGUUUUGUACCAGUACUUUACAUCAAGGACCACGGAAGAAGAAAUGAAACUGUAUACGCAGAAGCAAGUCAAUUUGAUUUGGAUUAUGUUUUUGCACACUUCAGUGGAAUAUUUCUUACAAGUACCGUCUACUUUUUGAUCUACUGUGCAGUCAGGAAAAAUAAACCUAAUAUUUAUCCCCAAGCCGUAUUGCCAGGGUUUGUUUCUGGUGUGCUUUGGGCAAUAGCCAAUUGCUGCUGGUUCAUAGCCAAUCACUAUCUCAGUGCUGUGGUCAGCUUUCCAAUAAUUACUGCAGGUCCUGGCCUUGUUGCUUCAAUGUGGGGAGUCCUUGUAUUUAAAGAAAUCAAGGGACUGAAAAACUGCGUGUUACUCUCAGUAGCAUUUUGCAUCAUUAUGGCUGGAUCACUCUCUACAGCUUUUUCUAAAAUUUGAAAGGAUCUUCUGGACCAGUAGAUGGUGCUGCUGUUUAAUAGAAAGACUAUUGGUAUAUAUUGCAAUACAUAAUGAUUUUCAAAAUGAAUGUCCAGCAUUUACCCUAACUUACUUCAGGCAAGUGAAAAAGAAAACCUUCGCUCCCAUUUGGCAUGAAAAUCUGGAAAUGUUUGUUUCUGCAUUUCUUGGACCAGUAACAAUAUGAAAGGAUUUUAAUAAAUAAAGCUAAAUGAUUUUGUAGUUAUUAACUUUUUUUUCUGGUUCAGCUACCAUGUCAUCAUAAAUUGCAGUUCACUGUUGUUAUGGUGGAUAAAUGGAUUUUAAUUCUUAGUCUGUAAUUAUGUAUUUGCAAGCUGAUUUGUUUUAUUCUAAUGUCUGUCUUACUGACUUGAAUAUAAAAUGCGUCUUGGAAUACUCUUUAUGGAACUGAUACACAUGAAGAUAUGAAGCAUUUUUUAAUUUAGAACCAUUAUUCUUUAAAGUCAUCAGUUUACAUAAAGAUGUUACUUCCAAUCACUUCAGAAUUUUGAAGGAAAUAUAGAUUAAAAAAAGUACUGUAAAAUAAUUUACUUGUGUUUGCUGCUAACCUGUUUUGCUGCAAGAAAAUAUGUAGAAAUCGGGACGAGGAUACAAAGUUGGGUUUAUUUUGUUUGCACCUAAACAUUACAUUUCUGUGUUGAAAGAUGAAUUAAGUAUGUGGUCCAAAUAACUUUGGGCAUUUUGUGAAUACAUACUUUUCUAUGCAGCAUAUUCAAAUCUUAAAAAUUAUGUAUGGCAAUGUUUAUUAUAUCAAAGCAUCAUGCUAAAAUUACCCAAUCUGCCCCAUAAAGGAAAUUCCUUAUGUUGCAUACACUGUUCCAUGACAGCUACUGUUUAGUUUCUUACUCAUGGCAGCUAAGAUCAUAUGUGCGAAGCAUGUUGUCUGAACCUCCCCAUAGUCCUUCCUUCAGUAUAUUAGACAACCCCAGCUCCUGCAGCCUUCCCUUGUUUGUAACGUGCUCAUCGUUUUUCUUGCUCUUUCCUGAACUCUCACUAAGUAUCUGUCUAGAAAUACUAGACAUGGCAGUCAGACUGCAGUCUUAGAAAAAAAAUCAAGAGCAGCAGCUGCAAGAUUUUUCUUUUUUCAUCCCAUUUGCAGGCUCUGUUCAUGGUUACACAUCAUAGUACGGCGCUUCUUGCCAUCACAGCUUGAUAGUGUUAACAUGUUCAGAUUGCAAUCAUAAUUUCUCCUUUCUCCCUUACUCCCUUCCUUGUCUACUAUUUAUCAGAUUUGAUCUCAGAACUGUUACUUAGCCUGCUUUUUCCCACUCCGUAUUUAUUCCUACCAAGUGUCAGAACUUGGUGUCUGAUAGGUUUUUUUUCCCUCCUUAAGGCAUUUCUCUAGUUUUGCUCUGUAUGUUAACCCUGUCCUCCAACAAGUUGGCAGCAUUUUUGCAGCCAGCUGUCAUCUGCAAAUUUAGUAAACAUACUCUCUAAUUAUUGUAAAUAAUAUAUGAAAAUGCUGCAUGAUACUGGCCUUUUCUUACUUUUUGAUAUCUAAUGUAAUUCUUCUUUUCACUGACAGGGAACAGUUGAUUACUCCUUUGAGUACAAUUUUCCUCUGUUUUACAGUGGUUUUACUUACACUGCAUUCUCCCAGCUUUUAUGCAGCAGUUGUUCAAGUCAAGAUACAUGACGUGUUCUACCUUAAUCCUUGAUAUUGGGAAGAAAACUAAUUAUUUUUCUUUCCAAUAUCCAGGUCAGACGCAAGUUCUUCCUGGCAGAUCCUUGACUGUUACUUACCUAGCUCUUAUUCUGUUGACUCAGACAAAGAUGCAUAAUUUAUUCCCAUAUUUGUGAAAUAAUUUGAGUUAAAUUGGAUGUUUAUACUUUCCCUGGAUCUGUUUCCCUUCUUCUUAAAGAUCACAAGAACUUCUAUAUUCCUGCGAUCUACCCUGUGCCAGAAAAUUGCUGAUAAGCAAAGAAUUAAAAAAACCAAAAUGCAGUGUUCUCAGUCUCCUCUACUUUACAGGUAGGCUUUAAUAUGUCAGUUCUUUCCCAGUCAGUUCUUAUUCCUUUAUCACUGAUCGCAGUUUGUUAACACUGACUAUGAUCUGUGUAAGACUGAAGGAACUGUAACUCACUAGUUUGCUAAAAUAAUUACAAUGCAAUACAGUAUUUAUAAAGAUAGUGUGAUUACAGCACCAGUCCACUUUGAUAUACCAAUGCAAUCGCUCAGCAAGGAUCAUCUGUUUAGUUUACUACUAUCUGCAGGUCACCUUCCACAUUUGUUUAAAAUCUGCAAGAACAGCCCACACUAUUCAAUGAGGUGUUCUCUAACUAGUUUAUGGUAAGCAAAUUACUAAUUCCUUCAUGUUGGAAGAUGUUGAGCCAGAACUCUCAGGGAGGAGAACCAUGUCCACAUAGGCUUGUAGAGUGAACUAGCCUGUUCACACCACCAGGGUAGAAAACUAACUUCUAAUGAGCGCCACAGGUCUCUGAGGCCCCAGAGACCCUCAGAGCACCUUCAAGGGAGAACAGGAGUAAGCAGAAACAAAGAGAAACGAGAUACAAGAAUGCAUGGCUCAAGUAAUAACUGAGCUAAGCAUCAGAAAAACAAAGGCACGUUGUCUAGUAGAGCAAAGCCCUGUGAGGAAAAUGAAACGGGAGCAGACAAAGCUGAGUGAAGAUGUUACAGAGAGGGGUGCAUCGCAGAGCAGAAACAGAUGUGGUAUCUCUUUGUGGUCUUCCACAGCUGGGCAAGCCACAGCAUUUACUGAAGAGUCAGUGUAGAGGGGCUGUCAUGCAAUUGCUGGUUGCUCUGCGACGACUCUGGUUGGUAAUCUGCAUCUCCAGCUGUGUGAGAAAUAAAGCAGGAUUGCUCAAACCCAAACACUGUGGGACCUAGUUUAUCCGUUACCUUGAUCAGCUGCUUCCCAUCCUACACUACAGUGGAGUGCAUUAGGCCUUGUCUACUACUGUAGUACCUUGAAGAUCUGAGUUUUUUGGUGCUGUGAGUAUCCUGAGUGAAUGCUUCUUGAGUUUUUCAGAAUUCUUGCCCACAGCUUACAGUGAUAGGACAAGCUGGCUACUAGUGCUAUAGUGGAAAUGUUACGACAGGUUAGCAAGUAGUAGAAAAAUUUGUCCUGACAGUACCUGGUUUUAAUUGCUUGAGUUCCGAUUCUGUCUUGCUCGCUGCAUUUGUCGUGGUUUGAGAUAAAUCUGAAAAUGGACAAUGAAACUCAAUCUGCUACACUUAUCCCUUAUUAGAGGACUGGCUCUGUCUCAUGCUGGUUGUGCAAAAAAAGUGACGCUGACCUACACCUUGACAGUAGAGAUACAUUUAUGGUUUAGGCUUAAACUGUUACCAUAUGCUUCAGUUUGCUUUAACUGAAGAGUCUCUUCUGCUAUCUUAAGCUUCUACUGUCUCUCUUGAGGGGUGUUCUUAACGGCUGGUGUGGGCCCAGCGUCCAUCUACUGGACACGGUUACAGGGAACAGUUGAAUCUUCCAGGGUGGGAGCACCUUUACCUUUCCUGGUUUCUGUACAAGGUCACUGGCUUUCUGAAAUAAAUGAGAGCACUGAACUCCUGACCAUAGCAAUUGCCAUGUAAAUGUAUGUAAUUUGAUGCAGUUCUCCAGUCUAUAUUGUAAAUAUGCCAGAUGUGCGAACUCAAUUGCUGAAUGCUAGGGCAUUAAUUAAAAUUCUUGUUUGUGAAAGCUCAAGUAUGACCUGUAUUAAAUGCUUUCUUAGCAGCUAUCCUAUCAGAUUUGUCUUGACAACAGCAAAAAAAAACCCAACAAAAACCAACAAACCCACCUGUUGCAGCUCUUUUCUGUAAAAAAUCCAUUGUGGUAAUUCAUCAGGAUAUAUGGUUUAUAUGUGUUUCACGUUAAAUAUGUGUUUAUUCCAAAAUAUUUUCUCAUUAUGUUCAUUUGGAAUAUAUUGGAUAACUAUUCCACUUAUUUCUGAGAUUUUCUUAUUCUUAAAGUUUUGAGUUUGAAGUAACACUGGUACUUCUGUCAAGUUAAAAUGUUGGAUUAACAGAUAUCUGUUUAUAGAGCUGUUUAUACAAAACAGUCUGGAAAUAACUGAGUUUAGUUAGAGAAAAAUCUACAGCUAAUAAAUUACCAUGGCUCUGUUUAUAUCAGUGUGUUUUUGUAUCAGUGUAAGAACUGACCAGAAUAUUUCUUUCCUCUUUUUUUUGGGAGGAGGGACAGAGAAGGGGGUUAAUUCUUUUUGUACCUAUAACUGAAGGAAAAACAAAUGUAGGACCAAUGUGGAAGAAUCACAUUUCUUGGAGAAAAUUAUACUUUCAAAUAUUUGUUUGUGCCUGUUUAAAAACCUCUAAGAAUAUAUUUGAUCUUGCUUGAGAAUUUUUUUCUGGUAAUACUUAGAGGCAAACUACCUUUGGAGAUAGCCUGGGAAUUUACAAGUAAGAUUUUUGUUCAGUGUUGGGAACUAGGGAACUGAGUGUCACCUUCUUUUAGAUAUCCCUUACCUGUUUAUUGUCGGUUCAUUUUCUGAGACUCACCCAAUUCCCUUCUUCCAGAAUUUUAUUCCUUCAUGUUCUUAGUAAAAAAUAUUUUUAUCUGGAAAAAUAAUUGAAAUACAUUAGUUUGUGUAUCUUCAAAUGUAAACAGUGAAAACUGGCUUUUUUUAAUCCCUAUAUAAAUUUUUAUAUUUUAUCUACAAUAUAAUGUUCUUUUUCAACUGAUACUCAAGGUUGAUUAAGUGCUCGUUCACCAGUUUGACCUGAUCUGUGAGCUUUCUUGCAUCUGCAUGAAAAUAAAAUGACAGCCAAGAUGA